UCAGAAAGGAUUAUACUCCCACAGCUGCUGCUGCUGAUAUAAUAUAAUCACAGAUAUAUUAUAAUAAUUAUUGUUCUAUGGUAUUAUGAAACUAUAUAUUAAACAUCUGCUGCAGCUGUGUACACAGAACAAUAAUUAUACUACCACUGUAGGAUUUCUCACAUCACAUCAGAUAUCAUAUUCUGCCAUGUAUAAUAUACUCAUCUACGUUAUCUGUGUACUACUGUAACUACUAUAAGCGCACUGUACUCGUAUCGCUUUUAUUUUAAACAAUGCCUAUGGACUGUAUGGACAACGUGAACUUGGGAAACUGUUUGUGGUUUGAAGGAGGCAGUGAAAAAAGAAAUGUUUUUGCUGGGAUGAUAUCAGGACUUCUGUUUGCAGUCGGAUGGUGGCUAAUAAUAGAUGGCAUGGCUGUAAACCCUAGUCAAGUACCCGGCACCUAUCACAUAUGUGGAUUGGUUGGAACAUUUUCAUUGUUUAUGAUUAACGUAGUAUCUAAUUCUCAAAUUCGAGGAGAAGCUUACUCAGGAGGAUGGUUUGGACCCAGAGGAGCACGUAGUUGGUUAUUUAUGGGUUUUGUAUUAGGUUUUGCUGCUUUGAUUGCUGCUUGUUGGAUAUUUUUUGCUGAUUUUGUAGCAGCUAAAAGUUCAGUUAAACCAAAUAUGACAGUUGGACUUGAACUGUUUUUUCAGAAUGCUUUUAUAUUUGCUGCUUCUCUGAUUUACAAAUUUGGUCGUGUGGAAGAUCAAUGGUAAAGAAAAAUAAUAUUUAAAUGAUUAAUGUGGUACUACUUCAAAAAAUAUAUAUAUUCAAUUUCUACAAAAACUAAAUUGUGUGUAAUAACUAAUAAGCAUUUGAGACUAUAUAAUUGUAAAUAUUUUUAUUUUAAUAAAAUUUUAGUUGUAUAUUUAAGAAAAUACAAAUUAGUAGAUUAACUUAUUCAAAUUUUAAUCUUAAAUAGAAAAAAAAAUUUAAUUAUCUGCUUAAUUUAUUGAUUUAAGUUUUUAUUGUAAUAUUUUUUAUAGGAAUAAUCUAUUAAAUAUAUUGAGUUAUCUACUUCUGAAAAAAAAUAAA
This is a messenger RNA of Metopolophium dirhodum (rose-grain aphid), 1077 nucleotides long. RefSeq names its product transmembrane protein 50A-like. The record is from RefSeq and is a predicted model, not a curated record. The transcript has 6 exons. NCBI's taxonomy places the organism in Eukaryota, Metazoa, Arthropoda, Insecta, Hemiptera, Aphididae. Bases 273 to 758 code for a protein of 161 amino acids. Gene Ontology annotation, biological process: late endosome to vacuole transport via multivesicular body sorting pathway; protein targeting to vacuole.